AUGGCACUUGUGGAAAAAUCUAAGACAGCUGCUCAGCCUUUACUGGCCACAUCUGUUUUUGACAAAGGGAACUUCCCCUUCAAAUGCAUUACAGAGGAGACACCUUGCUCUUCCUGUUUUGAUUCUUCAGCCCCUCCUAAGCCCUUGUUAAUCGUCACACCAACCGUAACCGGCACUUACCCAGUAAUCGUGCUCCUCCAUGGCUUCUACCUCCGCAACUACUUCUACCAAGACCUUCUCCAACAUAUAGCCUCACACGGAUACAUAGCUGUUGCACCUCAGCUAUACGGAUACGUGCCUUCAACUGGACCUGAAGAAAUAGAUUCAGGGGCCAAAGUCAUAAACUGGUUAGCAAAAGGCCUCCAAUCCCUGCUACCUGAAAAUGUUGUACCAGACUUCACCAAAUUUGCUCUAUCAGGUCACAGCAGAGGCGGCAAAGCAGCGUUUGCACUUGCACUUGGGCGUGCCAAAACUGCCCUGUCCCUCAAAUUUUCAGUGCUAAUAGGCAUUGACCCUGUGGCUGGCGCCAACCAACAUUGCAGAAUCAGGCCCCAUAUCCUCACCUACGAACCUCAAUCUUUCAGCCUCUCCAUUCCGGUCACGGUAAUUGGCACUGGCCUUGGACCAGAAAAGAAGAAUGCGUGCAUGUCACAGCCAUGCGCUCCAAAUGGUGUGAACCACAAUGACUUUUUUUAUGAGUGCAAGCCUCCAUGUGCACAUUUUGUUGUCAAAGACUAUGGUCACAUGGACAUGUUGGACGACGACCCGCCCGGCUUGGUUGGGGCACUUUCGGGUUGUAUGUGCAAGAAUGGUACGGGUCCGAAGGAGCUCAUGAGGAAGACUGUGGGUGGGAUUGUUGUGGCGUUUUUGAAGGCUUAUUUGAAUGGGGAGGAUGUGGACUUGGUUGCUAUUGUGGAGGAUCCUGCUGUUUCUCCUGCAAAGCUUGAACCUGUGGAGUUCAUUAGAGCAUGA
Messenger RNA from Prunus armeniaca (apricot), 972 nucleotides. Lineage: Eukaryota; Viridiplantae; Streptophyta; Magnoliopsida; Rosales; Rosaceae. The record is from the annotation of a GenBank genome assembly.